Molecule: messenger RNA, 732 nt
Organism: Microdochium trichocladiopsis
Lineage: Eukaryota; Fungi; Ascomycota; Sordariomycetes; Xylariales; Microdochiaceae
Product: histone-fold-containing protein
Exons: 3
Coding region: 113-589 (158 amino acids)
Cellular component (GO): nucleosome
Molecular function (GO): structural constituent of chromatin; protein heterodimerization activity; DNA binding
Source: RefSeq, a predicted model, not a curated record
GCCAACGCGCAUAGUCUUCCUCGGCAGGAAAAGUUCCAUCUCCGCGCCACCGCGACCAAGAUCAUCUUGCGACUACAUAUCCUUUACGCCUAGUGGCACUGCAUCACCGGCGAUGCGGAAAUCGACAGUGGGGACCUCUGCGCGAGGAGGCCGAGGAGGGAAAACAACGCCAGGCGCUGCGCGGUCGGCAGGAGGUCAGGCGUCGGGGAGCGACUCGCGCGCGCGAAAAACAGCGUCAGCGGCUGAGCCCGGAGACCCCGUACCAAUACCGCGCAAGAAGAGAUACAGGCCGGGCACGAAAGCCCUCAAGGACAUUCGGAGGUUACAAGCCAAUACAGACCUACUGAUGAGGAAACUCCCCUUUUCACGAGUGGUUCGUGAAAUCGCGUUGACGAUGCGCCCUGCCGACUCGGGGAUGCGGUGGCAGUCGCAAGCCAUUUUGGCCUUGCAAGAAGCAGCCGAGGCGUUUCUAGUACAUCUGUUUGAGGACACGAAUCUGUGCGCGAUACACGCGAAACGUGUCACGAUUAUGCAAAAGGAUAUUCAAUUAGCAAGGAGGAUACGCGGUGUAUGGGGUGGACUGGGCUAAACGCCACAGUGGGCAACUGUGCUCUGCUCGGCGACAACGACGGGGCGAGGAACAGGACUUUCUUGAGCUCGACACCAGCUCGUGGUGUUCGACCGUUGCUUGCCUUGCAGGAAGCAAUGCAACCUUUGCUCCAUAUGACAUUU